Molecule: messenger RNA, 558 nt
Organism: Arctia plantaginis
Lineage: Eukaryota; Metazoa; Arthropoda; Insecta; Lepidoptera; Erebidae
Source: the annotation of a GenBank genome assembly
AUGGCUUUAAGACCUACAACUUGCAAGGAAGCUAUUUCUUUAUUUGAAAGAGAAAAUCAUAUAAAAGCCACCGAAGCCACAGUUGUUGAACUACGAUUUCAGUGGCCUCCAAUCGAAAAAAUGGACAGAGCAUUGUCAACUCUUGUCGCCUGCGAAAAAUUAACUCUAUCAUCAAAUAUGAUCGACAAAAUUGCAGGCCUUGCCGGCAUGAGAAAUCUUAGAAUCCUGAUGGUAGAUCGCAAUUACAUAAAAUCUUUGAUUGGCUUGGAAGCAGUAGCUGGCACGCUGGAACAACUUUGGAUAAGUUACAACUGCUUAAAAAAUCUUGAAGGUGUAGGAUGUCUAAAAAAAUUGAAAGUUCUUUACAUGCCCUACAAUCAUGUCGAAGAGUGGACUGAAUUGAAUAGAUUGCAGGAAUGCUCAGCAUUGAGAGACUUUUUUUUUACUGGCAACCCAUUAGUGGAAACUCAACCUGACAUUAAGUCCUGGCGCACUUAUGCGAUCAAACAUAUUCAGCAGAUAACUAUGCUCGACGGUGAACCCAUAAAUAAGGUUUAA